AUGGACUCAACCACCCAACCCAUUCUCGCGGGCUUUAUGGCUCUCCGCGAUAGCUCAAGCCGACGAGCAGCGCUCAAUGAGAUCCUUGAUAGUCUAACUUCUCAUGAGAUACGAGAAGUGAAAAGCCGACUCGAGACGAUGAAAUUCCAAUGUGAUUUUCUAGAUAAACUGCCUCUUGAACUGGUGAAUAUGUUAGUAAGGAACUUAGACCUAGCUGACCUUGUUCUCCUCCGAAGAGUCUCCAAACGAUGGCGUGCAUUGUUAUCUUCAACCAUCGUCAUCACCGCUGCAAUCAAAUAUCACAUGGGAAAAAGCGUCAUCAAGCCCGGUUCUACCCCAGCUGCCUUUGAUGCGUUGAUUAAAAAACGACUUCGAGCGGAAAGGGGAAUGCCUGCUGUCAUGGCUACAAUCCCUUGUUACUUGUCUCGCGAUAUAGACGACGCACUGAACAGAGACAGCAUAAGCUAUUGCAAUGGAGUAUGCGCGUGGAUUGACGAGUUCACAGAUCGAACUACUAUCUUCACAGUGGACCUACCAAGCGGCAAAAACAGAGCCCUCACAACAGCGAAUCGAGAGGAAUUUAGUCAUGUCCAGGUCUCAGACACUUUGGUCUCAGCAACUUCUGUUCGGGGGUAUUGCCAUGUCUGGAACAGGUCUAACGAAGAGCACAAGUUCUUUCGAAUUCCUUCGUUGCAAUUUGUUCAUUACAUAUCCAUCGGAUCCAAAGUCAUGCUGAGCUAUGGGGAUUCCAUAGUCCAUUUCUGCUUUGAUUCCGGAAUCGCCCGUUCCAUCAAGAUCGGACCGUCCAUUCUUUUGCUGUCAGUAUCUGCAGAGGAGGAUGGACUCUCCGUCGUUUGCGUCCGCAGAAAAGAUGGCAUCAACAUUCAAUUACGGGAAGAUGAUAGCUUACUUUGGGAAGAGCAUCAUUUGCAGAUCCAGAAGUUCUCUGUCCAUGAUAAUCGGUUCAUCUGCACGUGGGAGCAAUAUCGAGAGCUUCCUUUCAGACAUUACAAAUUAUGGGGGGUUCAAUGCGAGCCAAAAGUCACCGCACCACCAUACAGAGGAUGCAUGCGCCCCGGCCAGAGCUCUACUUUGCUGGAAUUAUGCACGACUGGAGCGAAUAGGAAUUCUUAUCUUACGAAUGAUCUUCCUCUACGAGAAUAUGGUUCACUGUCUCUUUCACUCGAGGCAGAUGAUCGGAUUACUGUACAUCUUCAUCCGGUAGGGCUGAACUUGAGGAAUCCUCACGCCGAUCUAGACUAUUCAGCCCGGGGCCUUGGUUUGAUCUAUUGUUUUGAGGACUACCACCUCUCAACAAAAACAACAUUGCACAUUGGCUGUGAAUUCUCAGAGCCCUCGCAUGCCCACGACGCUAAAGCGUGUCAAUUCAAAUCCUUACACACAGUAGUUUUUCCAGAUGAACGGUCAUGCACCUCGGUUUUGGGGGAUGGGGACUUUGUUAUAUUCCCUGUGGAUAAGGCAAUCUGGGUCUGGUGCUUUGAUGAGACAUGGAUUCCCUCUGGUAUCCUAAUAUGA
Messenger RNA from Penicillium expansum, 1536 nucleotides. RefSeq names its product F-box domain protein. The record is from RefSeq and is a predicted model, not a curated record. Gene Ontology annotation, molecular function: protein binding. The transcript is spliced from 4 exons. The coding region runs from base 1 to 1536 and encodes 511 amino acids. NCBI's taxonomy places the organism in Eukaryota, Fungi, Ascomycota, Eurotiomycetes, Eurotiales, Aspergillaceae.